Molecule: messenger RNA, 2161 nt
Organism: Durio zibethinus
Lineage: Eukaryota; Viridiplantae; Streptophyta; Magnoliopsida; Malvales; Malvaceae
Source: RefSeq, a predicted model, not a curated record
UUCAAAACAUUUGAGAUGAACGGAUCUUGUUUGGAAUUCAAUAACCCGAUCCGGGACGCGAUUUCUAGGAUCCGAUUCGCGCCGCUGUCCAACAACCUCCUCGUUUCUUCUUGGGACUCCAUUCUUCGAUUCUACGAUGUGGAGUGUUCUCGGCUCAGAUUAGAAGCUCCGUCCGAGGCUGCGCUUCUCGACUGUUGUUUCCAGGAGGAAUCUGUCGCAUUCAGCGCUGGAUCUGAUGGCUCUAUCACAAGGUAUGACUUGCAUUCAGGAAUCAGCAAUAGAAUCGGAAAUCAUGAUGAAAUAGCAACAUGUGUAGAAUAUUCUAAUGAAACACGUCAAGUGAUUACUGCAGGUUUUGAUAAGAAGAUCAUAGCUUGGGACAUGUGUGGAGCAAAACCCCUUGCAUUCUUCGGAAAUCUAGGUGCAGAAGUGGAGUCCAUGUCAAUCUCUGGAUUUGAAUUAACAGUAGCUGCUGGAUCAUCAGUAGAUAUUUAUGACUUGCGUAACUUAGACAAAUCAGUUGAAUCAAAUGAAUCUUGUAUGGGUGUUCCAAUACGAUGUGUCUGCUCAAUUCCUUUUCCAAAAGGAUAUGCAGUUGGAUCAGUAGAUGGACGAGUAAAAUUAGAGAUCUCAUAUCUGUCCAGUUCAAACAACAUGGGGUAUAGCUUCCGAUGUCAUCCAAAAUCAAGAGAUAGAAGAAACCAUUUAGUACCGGUGAAUGACAUUGCAUUCAACCCAUUAAUCUCAGGUGCUUUUGUUACGGGUGAUAAUGAGGGUUAUGUCACUGGAUGGGAUGCUAAAAGUAGAAGAAGACUCUUUGAGUUGCCUAGAUGCUCAAACAGUGUUGCAUCCUUAACAUACAACCAUGAAGGACAAAUUUUGGCUGUUGCAUCAAGCUAUACUUACCAAGAGGCAACUGAAAUGUCAGUUAUUCUUCCAUUUCUUGUGCUUCUAUCUUCUAUCUUUUUCAUGCUGAAGGCUUAUUGCCAUGUUAACAAUCUUCGCAGGCUGCAUGACCUUCCACAAUCUGCCUACCGCAUGAGUUCAUUAAUUGGUGCUAAACAUGCUUUUGUCCAUAGAUUCCAGCAGUUAAGAUCGGCAAUGACUGAACAGACAUGCUUGGCAAUCACAGAAAUGAUCCACAUCUACACAAUCUUGUAUGUACAACUUUCUUCUAUCGCAUAUUCUGAAGAUGCUACACAAUCUUGUUUGUUGUUGGGCCCACAGCAGCCACGUGUAAACAUCUCAAGCUCAGCUUCCGUUACACGCAAACGUCAAAAAGCAUUCCAGAAUCAUUCGUCUCUUUUUCACUUUCACUUCUUUUCCUCUCUUCUUUUGCUCAUUUCAACUUUCCCAUUCGAAGCUCUGAUCCUUGUCUCUAUCUUUCCCCUAAGCCCUGAAAUUUCUUUUAGCGUCGCCAUGUCGGACGAGGAGCACCACUUCGAGUCGAAGGCUGACGCCGGAGCUUCGAAGACUUAUCCACAGCAGGCCGGCACCAUCCGGAAGAACGGUUACAUUGUCAUCAAAGGCCGUCCUUGCAAGGUUGUGGAAGUUUCAACUUCCAAGACAGGCAAGCACGGUCACGCGAAAUGUCACUUUGUUGGAAUUGAUAUCUUCACAGCCAAAAAGCUCGAAGAUAUCGUUCCCUCCUCUCACAAUUGUGAUGUUCCUCAUGUCAACCGUACUGAUUACCAGCUGAUUGAUAUCUCCGAGGAUGGGUUUGUGAGUCUGCUAACUGAGAAUGGUAACACUAAGGAUGAUCUUAGGCUUCCAACCGAUGAUAAUCUGCUUACGCAGAUCAAGGAUGGAUUCGCGGAGGGGAAGGAUCUGGUCGUGACUGUCAUGUCUGCAAUGGGAGAGGAGCAGAUAUGUGCUCUGAAGGACAUUGGCCCCAAAUAAAUAUGCCCCGGGCGUCCUUGAGAAUGCACAUAGCUCAAGUCCUUGAAAUUCUAAUGAAACAGAUAAAUACUAGCUUUUACUUUUUACCGAGGGGUUCUAUGUGGGUUUGGAUGGUGGGAGUUAUGUUUCAGGAACAUCUUGUUAAAGAAGUGGCCUCCAGCUAUAAAUAUGAUUUCGCCACUAUCAAUUAUCCUUCUAUGAGCAAUAUUUUUGUUAUAUUGUUCAGUGACUGUCUAAUACACGAAUUGAUUCUGUUUCCCUA